This is a messenger RNA of Aspergillus ruber CBS 135680, 1773 nucleotides long. Its product is annotated as putative dihydroxyacetone kinase (DakA). NCBI's taxonomy places the organism in Eukaryota, Fungi, Ascomycota, Eurotiomycetes, Eurotiales, Aspergillaceae. Gene Ontology annotation, biological process: glycerol catabolic process. Gene Ontology annotation, molecular function: glycerone kinase activity; ATP binding. Gene Ontology annotation, cellular component: cytosol. The record is from RefSeq and is a predicted model, not a curated record. The transcript has 4 exons. The coding region runs from base 1 to 1773 and encodes 590 amino acids.
AUGCAAACAAAACACUUCUUCUCUGAUCCCUCCCACCUCGUCCAAACCGCCCUUCACUCCCUUACUGUCACCAAUCCCUCCCUCGCCUUCGACCCUGAACACAAGAUCAUAUUCCGCCGUCCCAACCCUCAAGCAAAGCGUAAGGUUGCCAUUGUCUCUGGUGGUGGUUCCGGUCAUGAACCUGCCUUCGCUGGGUUAGUCGGCAAGGGCCUCCUCGAUGCCUCCAUUGCUGGAACCAUCUUUGCCUCGCCCUCUGCAGAGCAGAUCCGCAAGGGUGUUAUGGACUACAUUGACAAUGAGGAGGGUGUCCUCAUUAUCCCGAUGAACUACACUGGUGAUGUCCUGAACUUUGGUAUGGCUACAGAAAAGGCCCGCGCAGCCGGUAUUCAGACAGAGUUCUUUGCGGUCAAUGAUGAUGCUGGUGUGGGGAAGAAGAAGGGUGGAAAGGUUGGUCGUCGGGGUAUUGCGGGUGGUAUCCUAAUUCUCAAGAUCGUUGGUGCAUUGGCUGAGGAAGGUGGAUCGCUUAAGCAGGUGUUUGACCUGGCCCAAUUGGCCAACGAGAACCUGGCUUCUGUCGGUGCUUCUCUUGAGCACGUUCACAUCCCCGGCCGUCCCAUUCCCGAGGAUACGGUGCCUCAUGACGAGAUCGAAGUUGGAAUGGGUAUCCACAACGAACCCGGUUCUCACCGAACCAAGGCUAGCCUGCCCGAGCUAGUGAAGACUAUGCUUUUUCAGAUCCUGGACCACAAUGACCCAGACCGUGCCUUUAUUACUCAUAAUGCCGGUGAUGAAUUCGUCCUGCUGAUCAACAACCUCGGUGGUUUGAGCACCCUUGAACUCUCCGGUAUUACCGAUGAGGUCCACAGCCAGCUUGACAAUGACUACCAAAUCCGGCCUUGCCGUGUACUGCAAGGAACCUUCCUGACCAGUUUGAACGGUCUUGGGUUCAGUGUUUCGUUACUCAAGGUUGUUGAUACUGGUCUGGGCAAUGGCAAGGGCAUGCUCGACCUGUUGGAUGCAGAUGCUCAGGCUGUCGGCUGGUCUGCUCCCAUCAAGCGGGAGACCUGGAACCAGCGCGCUGGUUCGCAUGUGGAGAUUAAGAAGACCAAGCUGGCUGAGGAACAGCCCAGCAAUGUCAAAUUGGACCCCUCCAUUAUCAAGAGGGUCCUAGGAUCCGGUCUCAAGAGCGUUAUCGCCGCAGAACCCGACGUCACCCGCUACGACUCGAUCGUUGGUGACGGAGACUGCGGUGUCGGUCUCAAGCGUGGUGCUGAAGCCGUGCUCGCUUUCCUCAACGACCCCAAGGCCAACAUCAAGGACGACGCCGUGACGGCUGUCAACCGCAUUGUGACCAUUGUCGAAAACACAAUGGACGGCACCUCGGGAGCCAUCUACGCCAUCUUCCUGAACGCGCUGGCCCAUGGCCUCCGCGCCCAGGACAAGGGCACCGCAACACCCGCCACCGCACAGGUCUGGGCUGAAGCACUCAAGUACUCCCGCGAGGCGCUGGCCAAGUACACCCCUGCGCAACCCGGAGACCGCACCAUGAUCGACGCGCUGGUGCCAUUCUGUGAGCGCCUCACUGAAACCAAGGACCUCGGGAAGGCCGCAAAGGCAGCCGAGGAUGGCAGCGAAGCCACCAAAUACAUGCAUGCCAGUCUGGGACGGGCAGUGUAUGUUGGCGGCGAGGAAGAAUGGGUGGGGAAGAUCCCGGAUCCGGGUGCGUACGGCUUGAGUGAGUUUUUCAAGGGAUUGGCCGCGACGGUCGUCUAA